This is a messenger RNA of Trichomonas vaginalis G3, 1122 nucleotides long. RefSeq names its product protein ubiquitination. The coding region runs from base 1 to 1122 and encodes 373 amino acids. Lineage: Eukaryota; Parabasalia; Trichomonadida; Trichomonadidae. The transcript has a single exon. The record is from RefSeq and is a predicted model, not a curated record. Gene Ontology annotation, molecular function: protein binding.
AUGAGUCAAUCGCUGAUUCAGGACUUUGAAUAUAUCGCGGCCCAUAUCAAAGAUUAUAUUGAUGAUGAUAAGUUAUUUACUACAUUUGAAAUAGAGGAUAUCGAAAAAAUCAUGAAAUUUGCAAACUUGACAACAAAUGACUUCAUUACUCUUCUGAAACAAUCACAGUCUGUAAUCAAAUCAAACAAAUUAUAUAUUGGUAUUCGAAAUGCAAAUGUUUCUAUACAAAAUUAUGAAGAAGUCGUCAAUCUUCUGAAGUAUUCUAAAAAAUAUCUUAAAUUGACAUUUCUUGAUGGAGUUAUUGAUUUCUUAAUACAAAUGGCAAAAACACAAUCCGAUUAUGCAAAGAAAAUCAAAUCUCUUCAAGCCGAGUUAAAAACAAUUCAAAACCAAAAACAAAAAAGUGAGAAAGAGAUUGAACCACUUAAACAGCAGAGAAUUUCAGGUAUGAGAAAAUUCUUAGAACAAAUGCGCAGCUUAAACGAUGAGGAAAAUAUUUUAUCAAAAAUUUCAGAACUUAAAAGUUCUAAUGAUUUUGAAAGCAUUUACAAUUUCUUUGAAGAACUUUCAUCUCAAGGGAAUCAAAAAAUGAUUUCAAAAGCAUGUGAAGAAGGUCUUUGGUUAAAGGAAGUUCUUAAAAGCAAAAAUUCUAAUAAGGAAAAGAAUAUACUUCAUGCGGCAUGCGAAAAAGGAAAUCUUUCACUUGUAAAAUCUCUAAUUGAAAGUGGUUGUGAUAAAGGAUCACUUCCUUAUUAUAAAAAUACUUCACUCAUUUAUGCAUCAGAAAAUGGCCAACUUGAAGUUGUUGAAUAUCUUAUCUCUGCUGGAGCUUAUGCAGAGGCAAAGAAUAAUUAUUUCUCUACUCCACUUAUUAAAGCUUCAUCUAAUGGUCAUCUUGAAGUAGUUAAAUAUCUUAUCUCUGUUGGAGUUAAUAAAGAAGCCAGAGAUAUAGGAGGAGAAACUGCACUCAUUAAAGCAUCUAAAAAUGGAAAAUUUGAAGUUGUUAAAUAUCUGAUCUCUGUUGGAGCUAAUAAAAAUGCAAAUAAUAAUAACGGAGAAACUGCACUCAUUUUGGCAAAAGAAAAUGUAAGAGAUUAUUUGAUUUCUAUUGGUGCUAAAUAA